AUGUUUAAAGAAAAUUAUAUCAGUCUUUCUCAAAACACGUUGAUUCGAGAUGGAAUGAAUUCUUUUUCCAUAUCUAAAUUUACGAAACUUGUUCUCGAACAGGAGAACAUUUUCAACAAAUCAAUUUCAGCUGUAGUCAAAACUUCCCUUGUUCAAAUUCGUGGUUAUCGAAGUUUAGUUCAUAGUGUCAAGUCUUUAAAGGAAACAAAGUUCCAAGUUGACAAUUCAAAGCAUACUAAUAUUCUAAAAGAAAUCUGGAAUGGCUUACUUCCAAAUGAGCCAUUCUCUUUAAACAGCAAACUAUGGUCUGAUGUCGGGUUUCAAGGUACAAAUCCUUCCACGGAUUUUCGUGGUACAGGCGUACUAGGUGCACAGAACCUGGCUUAUUUCAUUAAACAUUUUCAUGAGUACGCUUCUAUCGUCCACUCGGGUUCAGUUGAUGCGAAGUAUUGGUAUCCAUUUGCUACCGCUGGGAUAAAUCUUACUGAUUUGACCUGGCGUCUACUUGAAGAUGGAUCUUUAAAGACUCAUUUCUACAAUUCUUUCACAAAGGCUCCUUCUCUCAUUAACUUUCACGACGUAUAUGUUUCCAUUUUUGUAAAAUUCCACAAACUGUGGAUGAAACAACCACGAAGUGUUAUGGAGUUUAAUUCAGUCGUGAUGCACUUUGAAAAAGAUCUCAGAAAACAGCUGGAUAAUGAAUGUUUUACAUUUAUUCUUCCUGGAAAUAAAUAA
Messenger RNA from Rodentolepis nana, 735 nucleotides. The record is from the annotation of a GenBank genome assembly. Lineage: Eukaryota; Metazoa; Platyhelminthes; Cestoda; Cyclophyllidea; Hymenolepididae.